This is a messenger RNA of Racocetra persica, 366 nucleotides long. The record is from the annotation of a GenBank genome assembly. Lineage: Eukaryota; Fungi; Glomeromycota; Glomeromycetes; Diversisporales; Gigasporaceae.
GCAUUUCUUUCACUAUGAAUGCAUUUAUAAUUACCACAGUUACUCUAAUUCAGAAUUGUGUUCUACUUGUCCAAUUUGUCAUGCACAAAGUUCAACAUCAGGAUAAAAAUGAUCAUAUUGAAAGUAAAGAUGAGUUUGAAAAGGAUAAAGAUAUAAAUAAUUACAAUGAAGAUGAUAAUGAAAGUAGAGAUGAGUCUGAAGGUAAUAAAGAAUGUAAUAAGGACUAUAAUAAUAAAAAUGAUGAGGAUUAUAAUAAUAAAAAUGAUGAGGAUUAUAAUAAUGAAAAUGAUGAGGAUUAUAAUAAUGAAAAUGAUGAGAACUAUAAUAAGUAUGAUAAUAAUAUCAUUGGUGAUAACAACAGCUUGA